AGACUUUAUGAUGUAAAUAAAUAUUGCUGUUUGUUUUCACGGUCUGUGAUAACAAACAUUAUAAAAAUGUAAAUGCUAAAUGUAUAGGCUCAGAGUUCUUUUCAAGUAGAUAAUUACUUAUACAUAUAUAAUGAAAAAUUAAUGGCCCCCAUUGUGGGAUCCUGGGAGCCUUUUUCCAAAAAUUAAUUGGUAAAUAACUUGAUCUUACUCAUUGUGAAAGUUUUGCUAUUGAACUUUUUAUUUUUACAAUUUUGUCCUUACCAACUGCACGAGCAGAAUCUUUCAAUUUCACUACUUUUAGCCCUAAAUUUUCCCAAAACCCAAAAGUGACCCCUCGAAAGAAGACAAUAUUCUCAGAAAAGCCCAAGGAAGAGACCUCAUUAAUCCACAAACUUUUCCACAUGUCAAGCCGUGAUUCGCUACCCAGAUGCUCAAAAACCAGAAAUAUCAUUAAGGCGGGUGUAGUCAUAGACCAAAACAACACUUUGAAACAAAAGCAAGAAUUAUCCAUCCUUUGUCACUCCCAAGAAAGAAAAUAUCUCACAUAAAACCUCAAAAAUCUUGAAUCUUCCAAAUUUCACACUUAAAAAAAUCUAGUUUCUUCAGAAAUUCAAUGUAGUUAGCAUUCAAGUUGAAGUAAAAAACAUCAUUUCUUUGCCCUUUCAUUCUUUAAGAAGAAAAAAAACAUGAGUCUUAUAGCUGCUUUUCGCGGGAAUUUCACUCCUUUGCUGUUGCCAUUAUCUUCACAUUGUAGUUCUUGCACUAGUUCUGUUAGUGUUACUUCUCAGAGGAAGUUACGUUGCCGUUUAAGGGAUUUCAAGUUGUACCAUGUUUCAAGGUUUGUUGAAAAGAGAGUGAUUGUUUGUAGAGUUACAGAGACUGAGACUGAACCUGAUGGUAAUAAUGAUAAGGAAAAAGAAGUCCAUGAAGGAGGAGAGACACCACCUACCACCGGUUCGGCAGGGCAGGUCAGUUCCGAAUCUGAUUCUCAGCCUAGAGUAGUAAAUCAAAUAAGCAACAAUGACGAGCAGACUAAUUCCGAAAGUAGCACUCAGGAUGCUGAUGCUGAAAAUGUUGCUAGUGGGUCUCCUCUUCCAGGUGUGAAGACACAGCAACUGGAUGAAUCAUUCAGGAUUCCUAAGGGAACAAUUGAUAUUCUUAAGGACCAAGUAUUUGGAUUUGAUACCUUUUUUGUGACAAGCCAGGAGCCAUAUGAGGGAGGAGUAUUGUUUAAAGGAAACCUGAGAGGAAAGGCUGCUAAAAGCUAUGAGAAAUUAACAAACAGGAUGCAGAAUAAAUUUGGGGAUGAGUAUAGGCUUUUCCUUCUAGUUAAUCCAGAGGAUGAUAGACCAGUGGCAGUUGUUGUUCCAAGAAAGACCCUGCAACCAGAGACAACAGCUGUGCCAGAGUGGUUUGCAGCUGGUGCUUUUGGACUUGUUACAAUUUUCACAUUACUUCUCCGUAAUGUGCCGGCAUUACAGUCCAACUUAUUAUCGACUUUUGACAAUCUUGAGUUGCUAAAGGAUGGCCUUUCUGGAGCCCUUAUAACCGCACUUAUUCUUGGGGUACAUGAAGUCGGCCACAUAUUAGUUGCGAAAAGCAGUGAUGUCAAGUUGGGGGUGCCAUAUUUUGUACCAAGCUGGCAGAUAGGCUCUUUUGGCGCUAUUACAAGGAUAGUAAAUAUUGUGCCCAAACGAGAAGAUCUUUUAAAGGUUGCAGCAGCAGGACCUUUAGCAGGGUUUGCCUUGGGUUUUGUUCUUUUCCUUGUAGGAUUUGUCUUGCCACCUAGUGAUGGUAUUGGACUUGUUGUCGAUGCUUCUGUUUUUCACGAGUCGUUUCUUGCUGGGGGUAUAGCUAAACUUCUUCUAGGUGAUGCGCUCAAGGAAGGCACUCCCAUAUCUGUGAACCCACUUGUGAUAUGGGCAUGGGCUGGAAUGCUUAUUAAUGCCAUCAAUAGCAUCCCUGCAGGAGAGCUUGACGGAGGACGGAUUUUGUUCGCCAUAUGGGGAAGAAAGGCUUCAGCUCGCUUCACUGCUGUCUCAAUUGGCCUGCUCGGGAUAUCCGCAUUGUUUAAUGAUGUGGCAUUUUAUUGGGUAGUUUUGAUAGCAUUCUUACAAAGAGGGCCAAUUGCUCCACUUUCUGAGGAGAUCACUGAUCCUGAAGAGAAGUAUGUUUCCCUUGGUAUUUUGGUUUUGCUGUUAGGAUUGUUGGUUUGUUUGCCAUACCCUUUUCCUUUUACAGACGAAGUCCUUACAAGCUUUUAGCAAUACUGUCUCCUUAUACUCUACCCAUACAAUCAAACUGAUACUUAGGUCCACGAGAGUAGGAUUUUGCUUAGGUAAUAAAGUAGGUGCAAUGUAGAUGAUAUUUUCUAUGCAGCAAUUAAUGAUUUCCAUAGACAAAGCA
Messenger RNA from Ricinus communis (castor bean), 2406 nucleotides. Its product is annotated as probable zinc metalloprotease EGY2, chloroplastic. Bases 687 to 2264 code for a protein of 525 amino acids. NCBI's taxonomy places the organism in Eukaryota, Viridiplantae, Streptophyta, Magnoliopsida, Malpighiales, Euphorbiaceae. Gene Ontology annotation, biological process: proteolysis. The record is from RefSeq and is a predicted model, not a curated record. The transcript has 12 exons.